UUUGUAAAACUCUAGGUUUUUAUUAUUACAAAGUAGAUUUAGGUCUACAAAUCUUAAGUCUUCCGCGGAAGCCAUGGCAUCUACUAAAAAUACAUCAAUUUUCACCUUCUAGUUUUACGAGGAUUUGAAAUAUUAAAAUGAAAUUCAUUCAUAAUGAAUUAUUUGUGAAAACAGUUUACUUUGCUUUUAAAGUCUCGCAUUCUUAACUGAAAAGUCUGAAUUAAAUGCCAAUUCUACUUCCAUAUGUCGGCAGGGUGCAGGGUGGAAGGUCUUGGACACUAUUUUACGUGAAAAUGCCUUUUUUCGCGAAUUCGAUUAGGUCAAAAUACUAUCAGAGGGUUCAUGGAAAAGUGACAAUUAGCAAGGUUAUGACUUUGAUUACAGCAGCCACAGUUGUUAUGUUUAAUGAAGGUACCACAUACUCUUUAUCAAAGAACUGGAAGCUAAAUUUUACAACCGUAAUUUACUUGUCUAUCAUAAAUUUGUAAAUUUUUUGGAAGUCUGUGAGCAAAAGUGUUUUCAUAACUUUAUAUUUAGCUGCCCAAAUGCUGACUCUCCCGUGUUGUGCUUCGCUCAUUCUAAACUUUCGACGGAUGAUCGAUGGUCAGUUCGAAAUAAAGGAGUAUACUAUGGCCGCCAUGGGCCUAGUUCCAGACAUCAUAUGCCUUAGCCUCUUUAUAGUCUUCAUGUGUGGGGAACAUGGAGAUGACACCAAUGGUAGUAGUAGUAGCGGAAGCAGCGGUGGCAGCAGCUAAAACCAUUUUCCAUUCUAAAAUUUUUUGUUACGUAUCAGGUUCAUUUACGCGAGCUUUAACACACAUUAAAUGUUAAACAUUUAUUUAUGAUUAGAAGUAACGAACGAAUAAAAAAUGUGAACGUAUUCAAAGAAA
Drosophila eugracilis is the source of this 890-nucleotide messenger RNA. RefSeq lists its product as uncharacterized. The transcript is spliced from 3 exons. Bases 546 to 755 code for a protein of 69 amino acids. Lineage: Eukaryota; Metazoa; Arthropoda; Insecta; Diptera; Drosophilidae. The record is from RefSeq and is a predicted model, not a curated record.